AUGUACCUUCAUGAAAAGAUAGUCAUUAGCUUGAUCGCAUCGUUUUUACAAUAUUUCAAACUCAUCCGAACGCUGCAACUGACGGAAAUCAUCGUGCCGGACGUGGUGGACGUUCGCGAUACACCGACACUGUCCUGCAGCUACGAUAUGGGCACGCACAAGCUCAAUUCGGUCAAGUGGUACAAAGAUGAGCGAGAGUUCUUCAGGUACUCGCCGAUGAUGGAGCAGAACGUGAUGAUAUUCCCGGUGGACGGCGUGACGGUGGUGCGGAAAUCGCCGGUACAUUUCUGCAAUCGCUUCAUGUGCAGCAUCCAGCUGCAGCAGCUUAACAUCAAAUCGAGCGGUUCGUAUCGGUGCGAGAUUUCCGGCGAUGCACCGGAAUUUAAACUCGCCCACGGUGUCGGCAAUAUGAGCGUUGCAGUGCUUCCCCAGUACGAUCCAAUCAUCAACGGGCUGCAGCACAACUACGCUCUGGGUGACUUUGUGGUGGCGAACUGCUCCUCGGACAUGUCCAGUCCACCGGCGCGGCUGUAUUGGUUCAUCAACGAUCGGAUUGUCCCGUCGGAUUAUUUGCAACCGCAGCAAGAGACGACAAUUGAAAACGACGGCUUCAUACUGCGCUACCGGACGCUGGAGAUACGGUUUCACAUCGACGAGGACCGGCUCGGCAAAAUCAAGGGCAAGCUCGCACUCAAGUGUCUGGCCCGGAUCGAAGCCAUACCGCAGGGCACGCGGGAAUCGACACAGGUCAUCUACAUCCCGAUGACGGACGAGCUGAGAAAUCAGAAGCUCAUUAACUGGCGCAGUGCGGCGCCAUCCUUGAAUCACCAUCAUCGGUCUCUCGUUCAGCAGCUGCACUGGCAUGUGACUCUGCUGGCGUUGUCCAUUCUUGUGCUGGCAUCCUUCGCCCUGUAA
Messenger RNA from Sabethes cyaneus, 915 nucleotides. RefSeq lists its product as uncharacterized. The record is from RefSeq and is a predicted model, not a curated record. The transcript has 6 exons. The coding region runs from base 1 to 915 and encodes 304 amino acids. Lineage: Eukaryota; Metazoa; Arthropoda; Insecta; Diptera; Culicidae.